AUGGUGGAUCAAAUUGAAAUGGCUUUGGAUGAUAUUAUAAAAGCAAACAAGAAAACUCCAAGAGGAGGCGGUGCUGGGCGAAAAUUUAAUACAAAUAGAAGAGCUGGAGGAGCCCGUGGUGGUGGUGGUGGAUUUAGAAAUGGUCGUACAGGUGGCGUAAUACGUGGAAGAAAUCGUGGCGGUAUAACUAAGUCAACAAAUUACACAAGGGGCGAUGUUAACAGCACUUGGAAACAUGACAUGUUCAAUGAUUUUGCUGAAAGGAAGAUUCAGAGAAGUGGUGGUGCUCUAACAACUGGGCCUACCAAACUUCUAGUGUCCAAUCUGGACUUUGGAGUUUCAGACUCCGAUAUACAGGAGCUGUUUUCAGAAUUUGGUGUUCUGAAAAGUGCAGCUGUACACUAUGAUAGAUCGGGGAGAUCUUUAGGUACUGCUGAUGUUGUUUUUGAAAGGAGAGCUGAUGCAUUGAAGGCUAUGAAACAAUAUAAUGGUGUACCACUUGAUGGUAGAGCAAUGAACAUACAAUUGGCCACAUCUGAAAUCAACACAUUCAGGAAUGAAGACAGAGGACGUCUUGCUGGUGGAGGUGGUGGCGGUGGCAGCAGUGGCAGUGGACCUGCUAGGAGAAGUGCAAAUAGAGGAGGUGGAAGAAAUCAAGCAGGAGGUACCCGUGGACGCGACAAUCCUCGUCGUGGUGCAGGCAGAGGUGCAGGGCGCGGCAAACGACCUGUACCGACUGCAGAACAAUUAGAUGCGGAACUAGAUGCCUAUGUAAAAGAAAUAAAGUGA
Molecule: messenger RNA, 789 nt
Organism: Arctia plantaginis
Lineage: Eukaryota; Metazoa; Arthropoda; Insecta; Lepidoptera; Erebidae
Source: the annotation of a GenBank genome assembly